This is a messenger RNA of Gaeumannomyces tritici R3-111a-1, 369 nucleotides long. RefSeq lists its product as hypothetical. Gene Ontology annotation, molecular function: SUMO ligase activity; zinc ion binding. Lineage: Eukaryota; Fungi; Ascomycota; Sordariomycetes; Magnaporthales; Magnaporthaceae. Bases 1 to 369 code for a protein of 122 amino acids. Gene Ontology annotation, biological process: protein sumoylation. The transcript is spliced from 2 exons. The record is from RefSeq and is a predicted model, not a curated record.
AUGCUGAGGGUGCCCGUGGAGUAUUAUGCUAUCGCGGUUGAGAUCAUUAUAACGAAGAGCCACUCGUCUCUUUGGAACCAGAUCCGAAACGACCAAGUCAUCCCCCCAGAGAAGACGUUGGAGGUGAUUCGGAAGCGAAUUAGUGUGAACAAUGACAACGACGACGACAGCAUCAUGGUGGUGACCGAGGAGCUGCCGAUCGAUCUUGCGGAUCCGUUCUCGGCCAUUAUGUUCGAGACGCCAGUCCGAGGUGCCACAUGCACCCACCUGGAAUGCUUCGACUUGAGUAACUGGCUCGAGACGCGCGAGCGCAAACCUCAAUCUCGCAAAUGCAUCUCGCACCAGGCAGACAUGGCGGUGUCCCAUUAA